This is a messenger RNA of Ipomoea triloba (trilobed morning glory), 965 nucleotides long. RefSeq names its product transcription factor MYB77-like. NCBI's taxonomy places the organism in Eukaryota, Viridiplantae, Streptophyta, Magnoliopsida, Solanales, Convolvulaceae. The transcript has a single exon. Gene Ontology annotation, biological process: regulation of DNA-templated transcription. Gene Ontology annotation, cellular component: nucleus. The record is from RefSeq and is a predicted model, not a curated record. Bases 115 to 879 code for a protein of 254 amino acids. Gene Ontology annotation, molecular function: DNA-binding transcription factor activity, RNA polymerase II-specific; RNA polymerase II cis-regulatory region sequence-specific DNA binding.
UCUCUCUAUAUAAUCUCUAUAUCUCUCUCUCUAUAUAUCUAUAUAUAUAUAUAUAUACACACACACACAGAUAAACAUUAUCAGAGAGUGAGUGAAAGAAAUUAAAGCUAGAAAAUGGAGGACGGCGGCGGCGGAGGAGGGAGAGUGAAAGGUUCAUGGACGCCGGAAGAAGAUGCGACACUGGUGAAGCUGGUGGAGCAGCACGGGCCGCGGAACUGGUCGUUAAUUAGCACCGGAAUUCCAGGGCGGUCGGGGAAGUCGUGCCGGUUGCGGUGGUGCAAUCAGCUAAGUCCUGCGGUGCAGCACCGCCCGUUCUCGCCGGAGGAGGACGCCGUUAUUCUCCGCGCGCACGCCGUGCACGGCAACAGAUGGGCGGCGAUCGCGCGCCUUUUACCAGGGAGAACGGACAAUGCGAUUAAGAAUCAUUGGAAUUCCACUCUCCGGCGCCGGAAAAGGAGUGCGGAGGACGCGCCGCCGCAGGCGGCGGCGGACAAACGAGUUUGCUUGGAUGAAUCGUCGUCCGAGUCUAAAACGGACGAGCAGAGUAAAAUCGCCGCCGCCUGCGGCGGCGGUGCGGAGGAUGUGUUGCGAUUAGACGCGCCGGAGACUUUGCUGUCAUUGUUUCCGCCGGGAGGAAAAGCGGCGGUCGGAGAAAACUCAGCGGCGGCGGAGGAGGAGGAAGAGCUACCGCCGAGUAGCGUAUCUGAUGACGGAAAGGAAGGAAGAUCAAAGGUGGAGAUUGAGAUUAAAGACACGUGUUUGUUGAUUAUGCAUCGUAUGAUCGCGCAAGAGGUUCGUAGUUACAUUGAUAAAUUACGAGCCAGUGGUGGGCUUGGGCCUGAAUUCGAGUCCAAUGUUCAACAACGACCCAAAACCUAAAUACUUCUUAGUUCUAAGCCCAUUUUUGCUUUCAUAUAUUUAUUUAAUGUAUACUUUUUGUUAGGCAAAGUCCUUUUGAUAAUUGU